AUGAACGCGUACCUGGUUCUGGCGUCGGUGGUGUGGGUGUCGGUCCUCGGCGGCGAGGAGGUCCGCUACACGACCAAGUACGACAACGUGGACAUUGAGUCGGUGAUCGGGAACGAGAGGCUCCUCGCCGGCUACGUGGGGUGCCUCCUGGAGACGAAGCCUUGCUCGCCCGACGCUGCCGAGCUCAAACGUAAUCUACCGGACGCCCUGGCGACCAACUGCUCGCGCUGCAGCUCGGCCCAGAAGACGAUCUCGGAACGCUUGACCCACCACCUUAUCGAUAACAAACCGGACGAAUGGAGCCUCCUCGAGCAGAGGUACGACCCUACGGGGGCGUAUCGAGAGCGCUACCUCGGCAUCAGUACCAUCAAAGAGAAGGACCAAGAGGAGGAGUAG
Molecule: messenger RNA, 396 nt
Organism: Copidosoma floridanum
Lineage: Eukaryota; Metazoa; Arthropoda; Insecta; Hymenoptera; Encyrtidae
Gene: CSP4
Product: chemosensory protein 4
Source: RefSeq, a predicted model, not a curated record